AUGACUCGUCUUCCAUCUUUCUGCAAAAUCUCUUCUAAUCUUCUUUACUCUUGUAAAAACCGUUCUCUGCCUCUCCCACCUCAGGUUGAAUUUUCCAGGAAAAAUGACCCAAAACCCGUUUUCGAUUACUCUUUACUCCGCCAUUAUCUAUCUAAACGCUGGCAUCAGGAAGCCCGAAACUUCCUUGAAAAAAACCAUGGGGUGGAUUUCCAUGAACGACUUGUGCUUUGGACUUCGUUGGUUUCCAAGUACUCGCGAGAGGGCUAUGUGGACGAGGCUCGAGUCUUGUUUGACAUCAUGCCUAGUAGAAAUAUUGUUACUUACAACGCGAUGUUAUCGGGUUAUCUCCAAUCCGGGCGGUUGAAUGAAGCUUGUCAGUUUUUUGAACAGAUGCCGUAUAAGAAUGUUGUUUCGUGGACUUCCAUGUUUCGUGGGCUGGCUGAUUCAGGGAGGAAUGACGAUGCAAGGAAGCUGUUUGAUGUAAUGCUUGAGAGGAAUGUUGUGUCCUGGAAUUCAUUAGUUACGGGGUUGAUUAGCAAUGGAAGGUUGGACGAAGCAAGGCGUGUGUUCGACCAAAUUCCUAAUAAAAAUCUAGUUUCUUGGAAUACUAUGAUUGCAGGUUACGCCAAAAAUGGUAGGAUGGAAGAAGCAAGAAUUUUGUUUGAUGAGAUGGAAUGCAAGAAUGUGAUAACUUGGACUAGCAUGAUAGCUGGUUAUUGUCGUGCGGGCGAAGUGGGAGAGGCUUAUAAUUUAUUCUGGUCAAUGCCGGAGAAAAAUGUUGUUUCUUGGACGGCCAUGAUUAGUGGGUUCACUUGGAAUGGCUUGUAUGAAGAGGGCUUGUUGCUUUUUCUCAGAAUGAGAUUUUCUGAUGUAAAACCAAAUGGAGAAACCUUCAUUUCUCUCGCUUAUGCAUGUGCAAGCUUAGGUUUUCUGAGUCUUGGCAAGCAGUUACAUGCUCAAAUACUUAUCAAAGGCUAUGAUCAAGAUGAUUUUGAUGGAAGGCUGUGCAGAAGUCUCAUUCAGAUGUACGCUGUGUUUGGUCUUAUGGAUUUGGCACACACGAUCUUUGACAAGAACUUGACUAGCUCUGACAGUCACUCUGUCAAUUCUAUGAUCAAUGGUUAUAUUAAGCUUGGUAUGUUGCACGAGGCCCAGACUCUGUUUGAUAAGGUUCCCGUCCGAAACAGAAUUGCAUGGACUUGCAUGAUUAAUGGCUAUCUUAAUGCAGGAGAAGUAUUGAAGGCAUGCCAUCUAUUUGAUACCAUGCCAGGCAGAGACGCCAUCGCAUGGACGUCAAUGAUUAAUGGUUACGUUCAAAACGAGCUAAUUCCUGAGGCCAUCAGCUUAUUUGCAGAAAUGAGGUCUGAGGGUGUUUCACCACUAAAUUCUACAUACUCUGUUCUUUUUGGAGCCAUGGGUGCGAUGUCAUAUCUUGACCAGGGACGGCAGCUUCAUGGUCUGAAAUCAAAGACAGUAUAUGAGGACAUAGUUUCUUGGAACUCCAUGAUCAUGGGCCUUUCAGAUCAUGGGAUGGCCAGUGAAACUUUAAAGUUGUAUGAAACCAUGCUUGAGCUUGGGAUUCACCCGGAUUCUGUAACAUUUCUGGGCGUCCUGACAGCAUGUGGUAACGCGGGGCUUAUUGACAAAGGGUGGGAAUUAUUUAGCACCAUGACUAAUAUUUAUGCACUUCAACCUGGUUUGGAGCAUUACAUUAGCAUGAUCAAUCUUCUGGGUCGAGCAGGAAAGGUGAAGGAAGCUGAGGAGUUUGUCUUGAAGCUGCCUAUCAAACCGAAUCAUGCCAUCUGGGGGGCACUGCUUGGGAUAUGCGGAUUGAGCAAAACAGAUACACAUGUUGCCAAGCAUGCAGCCAAACGACUCCUUGAGUUGGAUCCUUUGAAUGCUGCGGGCUAUGUGGCUCUUUGUAAUAUUUGUGCAACGAGUGGUAGGCACAUUGAGGGGACAGAUUUGAGGAGAGAGAUGAGUUUGAAAGCAGCGAAGAAGACGCCUGGUCGUAGCUGGAUCAUCUUGAGGGGAAGAGUUGAUGUUUUUUUAUCAGGGGAUAGAUUGGAUCCCCAAGUGGAAGAGAUGUUAUUUAUAUUAUCUGGAAAUGAGAUAGAUUGAACCAUCAAGUGGAAUCUAAAUGAGGUUGAAAGGUGAGAGAAGGCGGUAAUCCAUCUUCAAGCUCCAUUGAAACAGCCCAAUAAGGCUAUUUUCGCAAGUUCAACACAAACUAUUGAUACUUUGUUUGCACCUGGAGAGAAACUGGAGUCGUAUAAUUGAGGACGUACUCCCGGAUACUCACGGAGGCUUUUCGCUUGCCCUGUUUAGUUGCAGGAAGAAGCUGGCUCGGAGGCUUCUUUUGGCGGGAGUGCCAACAU
Neltuma alba is the source of this 2378-nucleotide messenger RNA. Its product is annotated as pentatricopeptide repeat-containing protein At1g32415, mitochondrial. The transcript is spliced from 2 exons. Lineage: Eukaryota; Viridiplantae; Streptophyta; Magnoliopsida; Fabales; Fabaceae. Gene Ontology annotation, molecular function: RNA binding; protein binding. Gene Ontology annotation, biological process: RNA modification. Bases 1 to 2121 code for a protein of 706 amino acids. The record is from RefSeq and is a predicted model, not a curated record.